Molecule: messenger RNA, 416 nt
Organism: Rhinolophus ferrumequinum (greater horseshoe bat)
Lineage: Eukaryota; Metazoa; Chordata; Mammalia; Chiroptera; Rhinolophidae
Gene: PSCA
Product: prostate stem cell antigen
Exons: 3
Coding region: 23-397 (124 amino acids)
Source: RefSeq, a predicted model, not a curated record
CCACCAUUGCCUGCCUGUGACCAUGAAAGCUGUCCUCUUCAUCCUGCUGGCUGCUGGCUUGGCCCUGCAGCCAGGCACAGCCCUGCAGUGCUACUCCUGCCAGUCCCAGGUGAGCAAUGGGGACUGCCAGCACGUGCAGAACUGCACCCUCUCGGAGACCCAGUGCUGGACUGAGCGCAUCAGUGCUAUUGGCGUCCUGACCAUCAUCAGCAAGGGCUGUAGCUCGAACUGCAAGGAGGACUCGCAGAACUACUACGUGAGCAAGAAGAACGUCACGUGCUGCUCCACUGACCUGUGCAAUGCCAACGGGGCCCAUGCCCCGCAGCCGGCUGUCGUCACCCUGGUGCUGCUCUCCACUGUCCUCAGCCUGCUGCUCUGGGGUCCCAGCCAGCUGUAGGCUCCAGGAGGACCCCUGU